GACUCUCGCGUCGGUCAACUACGACUCCAUGUUUUUGGCUCAAGCCCCCUAUGAGAUGGACCGUCUUCCCUACACCUCUUCUUCCAUCCCUAGCUUGCCCAUGAUGCCGGACCCUCUCUUCACUCAGCUUGGAAUGGACGAGCUCGCUCCUACCGCCGCUCCCAUCUACCACGGCAGCCCUUCCGCGUUCAAAUAUCCUCAGGCACACGCCACCAUGUUCGGCCUGCCCUACAUAGCCGCUCGGCACUCUAGCACUGUCCCCCAACCGUUGGGCUUAUCCAGUGAUUUCAUGCCCGUUUUCAACACCAUGGGGAAUUCUUACGGCUCAUGCGGUCGCGAUGUGAGCUUUGGGUUCGACUAUGAAUCUUAUGGGCGCACGGAAGACGUUAUUGCGACCAAGGCUGACAAGAGGGAUUAGGUUUCAUGGUGUUGUCCCCAAUUACGACUUUCUCUUUCUACA
Molecule: messenger RNA, 460 nt
Organism: Stereum hirsutum FP-91666 SS1
Lineage: Eukaryota; Fungi; Basidiomycota; Agaricomycetes; Russulales; Stereaceae
Exons: 1
Coding region: 29-418 (129 amino acids)
Source: RefSeq, a predicted model, not a curated record